This is a messenger RNA of Maniola jurtina (meadow brown), 2781 nucleotides long. RefSeq names its product phenoloxidase subunit 1. Bases 132 to 2186 code for a protein of 684 amino acids. Gene Ontology annotation, molecular function: oxidoreductase activity. The record is from RefSeq and is a predicted model, not a curated record. Lineage: Eukaryota; Metazoa; Arthropoda; Insecta; Lepidoptera; Nymphalidae. The transcript has 2 exons.
UCGGUAUAAAAAGAGCCAGUGUAAGAUAGGUCGGUACAGUCAGCCGUGAGUGUCACGGCUAAUUGGAAGUCUUUAAUACUUUCCGGUUAAUUGUUUUUAGUUUUUUUUUUUCUCCAAAACUGAACCCCAUCAUGUCGGAUCAAUCAAAAAAGAAUCUCCUGCUGUUCUUCGAUCGCCCCACGGAGCCAUGCUUCAUGCAGAAAGGAGACGAUGCCAUCUUCCAACUGCCUGACAACUUCUACCCAGAUAAAUACAAGACCGUUAGCAACACCCUUGCCAACCGCUUUGGUGAAAACGCACAGCGUAGCAUCCCUGUGCGCAACAUUGCCUUGCCGGACCUGUCCCUGCCUAUGGAACUCCCGUACAAUGACCAGUUUUCACUAUUUGUGCCUAAGCAUAGGAAAAUGGCUGGCAAGCUCAUCGAUAUCUUCAUGAACAUGCGUGACGUGGAUGAUUUGCAGUCCAUUUGCUCGUACUGCCAAAUGAGAAUGAACCCUUACAUGUUCAACUACUGCCUGUCUGUAGCUAUUCUACACAGAGAUGAUACAAAAGGAUUGAAUAUUCCUACCUUUGCGGAGACUUUCCCGGACAAGUUCAUGGACCCUAAAGUUUUCCGUCGUGCUCGUGAAGUGAGCACUGUUGUGCCCGUUGGCAACAGGCUUCCGAUAGUCAUUCCUCAAAAUUACACAGCGUCAGAUACUGAACCAGAACAACGCAUUGCGUACUUCCGCGAGGACAUCGGCAUUAACCUACAUCAUUGGCACUGGCAUCUCGUCUAUCCCUUUGACGCCGCUGACCGCGCAAUCGUCAACAAGGACCGACGUGGAGAACUAUUCUACUACAUGCACCAACAGAUCAUAGCUAGAUACAGCGCGGAGAGAUUAUGUAAUGAUUUGGGACGCCCUCGGCGAUACAACGACUUCCGAAGCCCGAUUGAAGAGGGCUACUUCCCUAAGCUGGACUCACAAGUAGCCAGUCGCGCCUGGCCCCCUAGGUUUGCAGGCUCCACCCUCCGAGACCUCGAUCGUCCUGUUGACCAGAUCAGGAGUGAUGUAUCAGAACUUGAAACUUGGAGAGACCGCUACCUUCAAGCAAUUGAAAAUAUGGCAAUUGUUUUGCCUAAUGGCCGUCAAAUGGCACUAGACGAGGAGACUGGAAUAGAUGUUCUCGGAAAUCUUAUGGAGUCGUCUAUUAUCAGCCGUAACCGUGGCUACUAUGGCGAUUUGCACAACAUGGGACACGUAUUCAUCUCCUAUUCUCACGACCCUGAUCACAGGAACUUGGAACAAUUUGGGGUCAUGGGUGAUUCAGCAACUGCAAUGCGUGACCCUAUAUUUUACCGUUGGCACUCGUACAUUGAUGAUAUAUUCCAGCUGUAUAAGAACAAGCUUCCUCCUUAUCCUGCCGAAAGGUUAGACUUCCCGGGCAUCCGAGUGUCCUCAAUCGGUAUUGAAGGUCAAAGUGGAGCAAACCUGUUUACCACCCAGUGGGAGCAGAGUACAGUAGAGCUUGGUCGAGGACUCGAUUUCACUCCUCGUGGAUCCGUGCUCGCGCGCUUCACGCACUUGCAACACGAUGAGUUCAACUAUGUCAUUGAAGUUAAUAACUCAAGCGGUGCGGACAUGAUGGGUACAGUAAGAAUCUUCAUGGCACCAAUGCUAGACGAGGGUGGCCGUCAAUUGUCCUUCGACGAUCAACGUAGACUUAUGAUCGAGCUUGACAAAUUCACAGAAGCAUUACCAGCUGGUAGCAGAACUAUCCGCCGCCGAAGCUUGGACUCUUCAGUCACUAUUCCCUAUGAGAGAACCUUCCGCAAUCAGACCACGCGCCCAGGUGACCCAGGCUCUGCUGAAGCCGCCGAAUUUGAUUUCUGUGGCUGCGGAUGGCCUCACCACAUGCUGAUACCAAAGGGUACGGAACGAGGAUACCCUGUUGUACUCUUCUGCAUGAUUUCCAACUGGAAUGAGGACAGAGUAAUUCAAGACUUGGUGGGCAGCUGCAACGACGCGGCUUCAUACUGUGGUAUUCGUGAUCGCAAGUAUCCCGACCGACGUUCUAUGGGUUAUCCGUUCGAUCGCCCCACUCCAGCUACCAGCAUAGCUGACUUUAUGACCCCAAAUAUGGCUAUUCAAGAAUGUGCCAUUCGGUUCACUAAUGCUACCAGACAGCGCGGUCAACAGCGGUAAGGGACAGGAGUUACACAUAAGAGAUAGGGUCAGUAUUCAAAAACGUAAACGCUUAUUCAAAAUUUUGUUGAAAUAGAAAAAAAUUGUGUUAUUUCAAAAUUUAAUCAUAUUGGUAAGGUUAUUAUGUAUUGAUGUAUAGAUGCCUAAAAACAACUAACAUACCUACUUACGACCCUGUCUCUUGGGAUUUGUGAAAUAAAAGACCAAUAGCUAAGAUUAACUAAAAACAAUUGACUUGCAGUAUAGCUAAUGAAGGGGUAAAAUCAAGUUCCCGCAACACGAGAUCCUGUGGAUGUCUUGAACAAUAUAGCCCAGAAGAUAUUGAUGCCCUUAUUAGGAAACCCUAUUACUAUUCUAAGUGUUCUCAUACAAAACAUCACAUAUUUUAAAAGCUGGCUACAAAACCCUGGAAUUUAAUGUUGCCUUAAGUUCUCUUUUGGCAAAAACGACAUGGCAAGAAAAAUGGACUUUGAUUUUUCAUUUCAUUAUUUUUUAGGUUUAAGUUUUGGGUCACUUAUUAUAGCUUAGCUCUUUAAGUAUAUGUACAUAUGUAAAUACUUCGAAAUACAUUAGACCGAAUAAAUAAGCCUUUCAC